Molecule: messenger RNA, 555 nt
Organism: Coccinella septempunctata (seven-spotted ladybird)
Lineage: Eukaryota; Metazoa; Arthropoda; Insecta; Coleoptera; Coccinellidae
Product: cuticle protein 16.5-like
Exons: 2
Coding region: 99-404 (101 amino acids)
Source: RefSeq, a predicted model, not a curated record
UCGACAUACUGGGGAUAGGAGUAAGUAUAAAUAUACGCCCCAGCCUCUAUGGAAUCAUCACUCGUUUAAGUGACAAGAACAAAUCAACACCAGCCAAGAUGAACAAACUCAUAUUUACCGUUCUCAUCUUAUUCGCCUAUGGAGCAUUGGCAGCACCAAACCCAGAAGCAAAAGCUGACGCAAAACCAGGAGUAUUAGCCGCAGCCCCACUCGUAGCAGCGGCACCAGCAGUAGCACCGGCCUUCGUAACAGCCAGAAGUUCACAGGCUAUCCUCAGGACCUACAGUGCUCUUGCAUCUCCUUACGUGGCUGCACCUUAUGUCGCAGCACCCGCACCUCUGAUUUCAUCCCCUUAUCUGACGAGUUACGCCGCCCCAUAUUUUGCAGCUCCAUAUUUAAUUUGAUUGCAUAGUAGAAAGUAACUGAUUGUUUUUGUUGACGAAAUAAAACAAAUUGACUGAGACAUUUUUUUCACAUUCAUUUUUCCUGUAGGUCCGGAGGGUUUCGAAUAAUCAAUCGAGCGCCUUAGACCCGUUUGCACCAAACGCACUUAGU